Molecule: messenger RNA, 1493 nt
Organism: Daucus carota subsp. sativus
Lineage: Eukaryota; Viridiplantae; Streptophyta; Magnoliopsida; Apiales; Apiaceae
Product: putative GATA transcription factor 22
Exons: 4
Coding region: 283-1263 (326 amino acids)
Biological process (GO): regulation of DNA-templated transcription
Molecular function (GO): zinc ion binding; sequence-specific DNA binding
Source: RefSeq, a predicted model, not a curated record
AAUAAAUAAAUAAGAUAAAACCAGGCGCCCCUUUGAUUAUUGCCUUUGCAAUUGCCUUUUCAUUUUGCUCUUUUUAGCUGGCUCAUGAUCAAUAUCAAUCAUUAGCCCUUCUCCAUAUCUCUAGCUAGCUGCCUCACUUCUCCCCAGCUAGAUCUUUUCAGCUCUCAAACCCUAAUUUGACUGUUACAUUACUAUAUAUGUAUUGUUCACAGCAACUUUCUAUUAACAUCCAUCAGAACUAGCUGCCUAGCCUUUUUUCUUUCUUUUUUUUUGUUCUAGAUCAUGACUCCAACUUAUCUGAAUUUACUAGCUUCUCCUCCCUCCACAUCUGCUGAUCAUGGUGAUCUUCUUCAGCAGACUAGUAUUUUCGGCUCAAACAAUUAUCAAGAUGCAUCUUCGUGUUCUUACAUAACCACUCAUAAUUUUUUCGACUUGGAAACUACUAAAAAUCAGAGUGAUGAAAUCUGUCGACAGGAUAUUCAGCAGUCACAGUUUCGACAAGAUCUGGCUGAUAACUUGGCUAGUUCACAUGGCGGAUCAUUUGAUAUAGAGAAUGAGACCAGUGACACUGGACUGAAGUUCUCGAUAUGGAAACAAGAGGAGAAGUAUGCAAAUCAGGAGAGUACUUAUAACUAUAACAAUGAAAUCAAGUUGAUGUCCCCUAAGAUGAGGUGGAUGCAUAAGAUGAAGAACGACGUCGACUCCCCACCACUAAAAACGACUACUACACUGAUCAAGCUUGGAGAUCAGAAGCCGCCGCCCUCAUCGCCUAUCGGAGCUGAUAACACCAGUAACACUUCUUCAAACAGCAUGAUCAGCCACCCAAUCAGGACUUGCUCAGAUUGCAACACUACCAAGACCCCUCUAUGGCGAAGCGGACCUCAAGGCCCUAAGUCACUUUGCAACGCAUGUGGAAUUCGGCAAAGGAAGGCAAGGAGGGCCAUGGCGGCAGCUGCUAAUGAUACAGCUUUCGAGAAAGAGACAACUCCACCAGCAGUGAUAAAAACCAAAAAGUAUAAUAAACUCAAGACUAAGACAAAGCAAGAAAAGGAUAAAACUUGUGUGAGUGUUGCGAAAUUCAAGAAACGGAGCUGCAACCUUAUGAUUGAGGGUGAGGAUGAAGCUGGAAAAAAGGUUUGUCUGGAGGAUUUUCUGCUGAAUCUUACUAAUAAUUUGGCUUAUCAUCAAGUGCUGCCGCAAGACGAGAAGGAUGCUGCUAUUUUGCUCAUGGCCAUGUCUCUUCAUCACACUCAUCGUCAAUAAUAUGUCACCAUGAGGAAUAUUCCGGCUGAAGCUAGCGGCAUGUAAGACAAGUGUUUCAUUUGGAGGAAGUAUCAGUGGUUUUAUUUUUCACACAUGUAUUUCUUGAUUUUACCUUUAGAUCUAUAACAAAAAAGUUUUUAGUGUGUUUUCCGCUAUUUAGCUAUUUGUAUUCGGUUUGAGGUUGCACUUUGGUGUACAACUUUUGUGUUUACAAAGUUUACAUUACACUA